UCGAGCACGAAUAUCGCGUCGUUAUCGGAGCGGCAGCCGUUGCGAUAAUUGCGGAAGCGUCAUCAGUACGGACGCUCAAAUUUGAAAUUACGGUAACGCUAGCACAACCACCGAAGACCAUCGCGUGCGCGGAACUACAAGCAUCGACGUACCAGCCGAAUGGCGCCGCGGCGCAAGCGGCUCUCGUCGUCGUCGUCGCCGGACAGCGGCAACGGCAGCAGCAGCGACGAAUCGUUGACCGAGUCGGACGUUACGUGCCCCGUGUGUCUGAGCAUGGUGGUGGAGCCCGUGACGAUGCCGUGCGCCCACGAGGUGUGCAAUUCGUGCUUCACGAGCACCGUGCUCAUGGCCAACAAGGAGUGUCCCAUGUGUCGCAUGCGCAUCGCUUCGUGGGCGCGGAAAGCGGCCCGCGAGGGCACCCUGGUCAACCGAACGCGCUGGGAGCUCAUCAAAAGUCGCUUUCCGCAGCAGGUCGCGAGGAGACUCAGCGGAGAUGACAGCCGAGCAGGUAACGUGCAAAGUUUUUACCCCGUGGAUGACACCCAACAAGUGCGCACGAUCCGCCUUUUUCCGUGCUUGAGGAAGUGA
Molecule: messenger RNA, 588 nt
Organism: Dermacentor silvarum
Lineage: Eukaryota; Metazoa; Arthropoda; Arachnida; Ixodida; Ixodidae
Product: E3 ubiquitin-protein ligase rnf168
Exons: 1
Coding region: 160-588 (142 amino acids)
Biological process (GO): double-strand break repair
Cellular component (GO): nucleus; site of double-strand break
Molecular function (GO): nucleosome binding; ubiquitin-protein transferase activity
Source: RefSeq, a predicted model, not a curated record